UUAAAAGAGGGUGAUUUAUAUGAGCUUCGGUAAAUGCUGCAUAUUGUAUUUCAAAGAGUUUCCUGUCAUGACCUCAUAAAAAGAGGAGGAGGCUUGUAUGUGUUGCAGCGCCUUGUAUAUGUCGAUUUUGUUGCAUCGUUGGGCAGCAGCGCUGUAAGAAGGAAUGUCAGCUUUUACAUAACGCUCUUUUUGCUUCUGACUCUGUGAGGGGCUGUAAGGGUCCAUCUUUGUGAUCACAGAUGGAGUGGAAUGGCUUGAAAAUGUCCUUCCUCUAAAGGAGUAAUUGAAUGGUCCUCUGAAAACUGUGCUGCUUACGAUGUGGAGGGGAGCAAAAAUCUUCAGGAUAAUUAGCACCAUGGAGCCUCAGGUGUCGAAUGGCCCUACUUCCAAUACAACCAAUGGACCCUCCAGCAACAGUAGAAACUGCCCUUCCCCCAUGCAGACAGGAGCUGCUACAGAUGACAGCAAAACCAACCUCAUAGUCAACUAUUUACCCCAGAACAUGACCCAGGAGGAGUUCAGGAGUCUCUUUGGAAGCAUUGGUGAAAUCGAAUCCUGCAAGCUCGUGAGAGACAAAAUUACAGGGCAGAGUUUAGGGUAUGGAUUCGUUAACUAUAUUGAUCCAAAGGAUGCAGAGAAAGCCAUUAACACAUUAAAUGGACUCAGACUCCAGACCAAAACCAUAAAGGUGUCAUAUGCCCGUCCAAGCUCAGCAUCUAUCAGAGAUGCAAACUUGUAUGUCAGCGGCCUUCCGAAAACAAUGACCCAGAAAGAAUUGGAGCAGUUAUUCUCACAAUACGGGCGCAUCAUCACCUCACGGAUUCUGGUUGAUCAAGUCACAGGGGUUUCUCGAGGUGUGGGAUUUAUCCGUUUUGAUAAGAGAAUAGAGGCAGAAGAAGCCAUAAAGGGACUAAAUGGCCAGAAGCCUAGUGGUGCUACAGAACCAAUUACUGUGAAGUUUGCCAAUAACCCCAGCCAGAAAACAAGCCAGGCACUCCUUUCACAGCUGUAUCAGUCUCCCAACAGACGCUACCCUGGACCACUUCACCACCAGGCUCAGAGAUUCAGGCUGGACAAUUUGCUUAAUAUGGCCUAUGGCGUAAAGAGGUUUUCUCCGAUCACAAUUGAUGGUAUGACGAGCCUUGUCGGAAUGAACAUCCCUGGUCACACCGGGACGGGAUGGUGCAUCUUCGUCUACAACUUGUCUCCUGACUCAGACGAGAGCGUGCUGUGGCAGUUGUUUGGUCCCUUCGGAGCGGUCAAUAACGUCAAGGUGAUCCGUGAUUUCAACACCAACAAGUGCAAGGGAUUUGGCUUUGUCACCAUGACCAACUACGACGAAGCCGCCAUGGCGAUUGCCAGCCUUAAUGGAUACCGUUUAGGAGACAGAGUAUUGCAAGUUUCCUUUAAAACCAAUAAAACCCACAAAUCCUGAAUUUCAUAUCCUUACUUACUAAAAUAUAUAUAUAUAAAUAUAUAUACGAACAAAAAAAGAAAUACAAACAAAAA
Molecule: messenger RNA, 1509 nt
Organism: Dryobates pubescens (Downy woodpecker)
Lineage: Eukaryota; Metazoa; Chordata; Aves; Piciformes; Picidae
Gene: ELAVL4
Product: ELAV like RNA binding protein 4
Exons: 8
Coding region: 317-1435 (372 amino acids)
Cellular component (GO): ribonucleoprotein complex
Molecular function (GO): RNA binding
Source: RefSeq, a predicted model, not a curated record